This is a messenger RNA of Labeo rohita (rohu), 2844 nucleotides long. RefSeq names its product tubby protein homolog. The record is from RefSeq and is a predicted model, not a curated record. Gene Ontology annotation, cellular component: cilium. NCBI's taxonomy places the organism in Eukaryota, Metazoa, Chordata, Actinopteri, Cypriniformes, Cyprinidae. The coding region runs from base 83 to 1756 and encodes 557 amino acids. The transcript is spliced from 13 exons. Gene Ontology annotation, biological process: protein localization to cilium.
CAUAUGGAGCUGCAGAGACAAACAGGGACAAUGAGACAUCGGUUUCAUUUGAUAGUUGACUUGAGCAUGUAUUCUGGCUGAAAUGGAGGACACAGAGGUCAGACAACAGAAGCUGGACAAUCAGCGUUCGCUUUUAAUCAAGAAACAACAAAGAAAAAGGGCAGAUGCCCGGAUGAUCACAGCGAAUCAUGACAUUCGUCCGAAGACACGCAAACAGAAAGCUGAGUCUGACGAUACGGCUUUAUUGAUAAGCCAAUCUCAGAGCAACAUUUCCCUCAGUGACACACAACCUGAGCAGAUUUAUGAAAACACGGUUGAAGAGAUUUGUUUGGGAGAACUGACCAUUUCAUCCAGGACAGAAGAGGCUUCAGAAGAGCUCACUCAUUCGGUUCCGGUCAUCACUAAGAAAAUCGAUCUAGAGAUCAGCCCGCAGCACAGCGCUAAAUGCACUUUAGACACAGAAGGCCAAACAGAUGGAAAGAAAACUAAGAAAAAGGGUGUGAAAAAAGGGCAAGCAAAAUUACUUGAGGCCAAACCUGCAUUAGAAGUGGAGGAAAAUGAAGGGAAAGAGAAAAAAGCAGUGAAAAAGAAGGAUAAGACAAACGAAUCUAAGGAGAAAGUGAAGACAGAGGAACAGCCUUCAAUCCAGACUGAUUCGGUUGUGGAAAUCAACAUUAAUGAAGAGAAAAAACCUGAAUCGGAGUGUGAGGAUGAAACAAAAGACUGGACAAACAGCCCCGUCCCUCCCACACCAAAGAAAAAACAACAGCUGAAACCAACGAGAUGUCAUCUCAGUGAUAGUGAGGAAGAAAAAGAGGAGGAAAAGGAGGAAGACAAGAAGAGGGAAGCUAAAAAAACACCAAAGAAGUCUAAAAAAGGAGCAAAAAAUGAUGACAGUAUUGCUUCUUUAAACUCUAACUAUAAGGAGCCUUCCUCUGACAGUGAUUCUUUGGACAUGGGAAAAUCCUCUCCGAUGUCUUUGGAGGAUCUGGAACAGUUUGCCGUGCGUCCAGCUCCAAGAGAUGUGACUAUUCAGUGCAGGAUCACCAGAGACAGGAGGGGAGUGGAGAAAGGCAUCUUUCCCACAUAUUACCUCCACAUGGAAAAGGAAGAUGGGAAACGGGUCUUUCUGAUGGCUGGCAGAAAGAGGAAGAAAUGCAAAACGUCAAAUUAUUUGAUAUCAAUCGAUCCUACUGAUUUAUCCAGAGAUACUGACAGCUACAUAGGCAAACUAAGAUCAAAUGUCUUGGGGACUAAAUUCACUGUGUAUGAUAAUGGCGAGAAUCCAGAAAGGAAACCAUUCAUUAAAGAAACGGAUACACUGCGACAAGAGCUCGCAGCAAUAUGUUAUGAGAAAAAUGUUUUGGGUUUCAAAGGUCCUAGAAAAAUGACAGUGAUUAUUCCUGGUAUGCAUGAGAAUGAUGAGAGAGUUGUUAUUAGACCAAAAAAUGAGCUGGAGUCUCUGCUCACCCGAUAUGAGAAUGGUAACAAAGAGAAUCUCGUCACCCUUGUAAAUAAAUCACCCAGCUGGAAUGAGCAAACUCAGUCGUAUGUGCUCAAUUUCCACGGCCGAGUUACUCAGGCAUCUGUGAAAAACUUUCAAAUUGUUCAUCCGGAUAAUGUGGACUACAUCGUGAUGCAGUUUGGCCGGGUAGCAGAAGAUGUGUUUUCCAUGGACUACAGCUUUCCCAUGUGCGCUCUACAAGCAUUUGCCAUCACUCUGUCUUCCUUUGAUGGCAAACUGGCCUGUGAAUGAACGUCAUUCAUCUUUAUUUUCUGCUCUUUGAAAAAAGUUAAACUGCAUUCAUUUUGAAAUGUUCUUGCCCUGAUAACACAGGUACAUCUCGCAGAUGUAUUUUUGACAUCUGCAAGAUGUAUUUUUUAGAUUGUUCACUCAUCUGCAAUACGUCUAUAGGACGUUUCCUAUCAGAUGUCAAAUAGCCGUCUAUCAGAUGUCUUUAAGAUGUAAAACUGACAUCUUAUAGACGUCUGCCAGAUGUUUGCACACAGCAGAUGCUUUCCAGAUCUUUAACAGACAUCUUGCAGACAUACGUGUUUUAUCUAGGUUGUGGUCAUUUGCUAUAUCCUCAAAUUAUGAUGCACAGUUAAUAAUUUGUUUUACUAUUUAUGAAUCUACACUUAGAGACAAUGUAUGAAUGAAUUUCAUAUUUAAUUGCUAAAUAUAUUUGUUUUUCAAGAUUUCCUUUGUUUACCUUAAAUAAAAAGCUUUUGCUCUUAUAUAAGGCAGUUUUAUACCGUUACUCUUCAUAAACUUGCAUUCACCAUCUUACAGAGCUUUUUUCUUUUGCUUUCUUUUUGAGAUAUGAGCAGAAUAUUAUAUUUUACCAUAGUGGAAAAUGUAAAUAUAGUAGGUCUAUCUCUCCAGCGGGGGGCAGUAAAAGCCUUGAACGUUUUUCACACCGCUGCAAACUAAACAGGAGAAGAAAGGGACAAAUUCGUAUAUAACUUCAUAUAUAACUUGCCCUGAUAGCACAGGUACAUCUCGCAGAUGUAUUUUUUAGAUUGUUUACUCUGCAAUAUGUCUAUAGGACGUUUCCUAUCAGAUGUCAAAUAGACGUCUAUCAGAUGUCUUUAAGAUGUUUCUGAUUUAGAAAGUAUGUAAAACUGACAUCUUACAGACGUCUGCCAGAUGUUUGCACACAGCAGAUGCUUUCCAGAUCUUUAACAGACGUCUUGCAGACAUACGUGUUUUAUCUAGGUGUGGUCAUUUGCUAUUAUCCUCAAAUUAUGAUGCACAGUUAAUAAUUUGUUUUACUAUUUAUGAAUCUACACUUAGACAAUGUAUGAAUUUAUUUCAUAUUUAAUUGCUAAAUAUAUUUGUUU